Messenger RNA from Cololabis saira (Pacific saury), 829 nucleotides. It is a transcript of the gene cenpw, whose product is annotated as centromere protein W. The transcript is spliced from 3 exons. Gene Ontology annotation, cellular component: nucleoplasm; kinetochore. Gene Ontology annotation, molecular function: protein heterodimerization activity; DNA binding. NCBI's taxonomy places the organism in Eukaryota, Metazoa, Chordata, Actinopteri, Beloniformes, Belonidae. The record is from RefSeq and is a predicted model, not a curated record. Bases 71 to 298 code for a protein of 75 amino acids. Gene Ontology annotation, biological process: chromosome segregation; kinetochore assembly; mitotic cell cycle.
CCGGAAGUCGAGGAAGCGGGAGUUUGGAAAACAUAAACAAGCUUCAGUCUUGUAUGAAAUACUUUUAAAAAUGCUGAACAAGGCUCCCAAAUUAAAAAAGACAAUACGAGCGAACGCAAAGAGUAAUGUAAAUGUCAGGCCGGCGUCAGAGGCCAUGAUUGAACUGGCCACAUUACUGUUCUUGAACAGCCUGGCUGAAGAGGCAAAAGCUCAGGCGUUUGAGGAAAAGUCUGCGGCGAUCAAAGCUCACCAUGUCAGAGCUGUAACCAAGAAAAUGCUGAAAAAGGCAAGAGGAUGAAGAUGAAGACCACCAUGAGCAUUUUUACGAACAUUGUGAGAGAUUAUCGCACUAUUUUAAAUGUUUAAUGUUUUUGUUGUUUUUAUGCUGUUUUCCCAAGAAAACACUUUCUGUGUAUUGUUCUGUCACAACAAUGGGGUUUUGUUAAGUUCAAUAAAUUCUCGUGACUCUCGUUCUGGUUUUUAUUUUAAACUGCUGAAACCCACAAAUGCUUUCAAUAAUAAAUAGAUUUUGAACUGAAGUGAUAUUUUUGUUAUCCAUGGUGGUUGGUUCAACCUUACAUUCAGUCCUUAAUGAAGAAAAAAAAUGUUUCCCUCAAAAUUUAUGACUUAAUAGUGUCCAGUUUUCUUUAUAUGAUUUUGUUACGACUUUGUUUUUCCUUCAUCUAUAACUUUAAUCUCUGAGGAUAUACGAUCUUUUUCCUCACGCGUUUUUGACUUUUUAUGCCUUUUUCUUGGAAUGUCUUGCCCCAUCCCUGGGGUCUGCAAAUUUAAGUUGUCAUUGAUUUAGUAAAAGCCCAGUGUGACCUCA